Paraglomus brasilianum is the source of this 1128-nucleotide messenger RNA. The record is from the annotation of a GenBank genome assembly. NCBI's taxonomy places the organism in Eukaryota, Fungi, Glomeromycota, Glomeromycetes, Paraglomerales, Paraglomeraceae.
AUGCCAGCAAGCGAAAGUAAAUAUAUUAGAGAAGUGUGGUCUGAAAAUCUGGAGGAGGAGAUGUCUACUCUUCGGGACCUUGUAGAACGAUAUCCCUACCUCGCGAUGGAUACUGAAUUUCCUGGUGUAGUAGCAAGACCAAUUGGCAACUUUCGAACGAGUUCAAACUACCACUAUCAGACAGUACGUUGUAACGUGGAUUUGUUAAAGAUUAUUCAGCUCGGAAUAACCCUAGCAGAUGAACGUGGCAACUACCCGCAAGAUGUCUGCACAUGGCAGUUUAAUUUCAGGUUCAACCUUGCAGACGAUAUGUAUGCGCAGGAUUCUAUCGAUUUGUUACUGAAAUCUGGUAUCGACUUUAAGAAACAUGAAGAUUACGGAAUAAAUCAUGAACAUUUUGCGGAAUUGUUGAUUAGUUCGGGGUUGGUGUUAAUGGAUGAUGUUAAAUGGAUAUCUUUUCACAGUGGAUAUGAUUUCGGUUAUCUGUUGAAGGUUGUCACAUGUUGUCCUAUGCCGGCAGAAGAAACGGAUUUUUUUGAGCUUUUGCGGAUAUAUUUCCCGUGUAUAUACGACAUAAAAUAUUGUAUUACAAGCCUAAAAAAUCUCAAAUGUGGUCUGCAAGAAAUCGCUAACGAUCUGGAGGCAAGUUGGAUUAUAUGCAUACUACUCAUAAGUGUUUCUCGAAUUGGCCCUCAGCAUCAGGCUGGGAGUGACAGUCUGUUGACUGCAACAACCUUUUUCAAGAUGCGCCAAGUGUAUUUUAAUGACAAAAUGGAUGAUUCAAAAUACCUUGGUUAUCUCUACGGUCUUGGAGCUGGUCUAAAUCCUUCCGGAGUCGCAAGUAACACACCAGUUUUGGGCACUAAUACCCUAGUUAACAGCACUAUAGUAUAUAGCACUAGCUCAAUUGCCAACAGUGACACUUCUUCCUCUGACAGCAAUCAUUCGGCGUCCACUCCGCCAACAAAGGCCAUUACGACAAACCCGCUUCUCGUCAACGGGAAAUUAAUCUCAUUACGAGAAACCAACACUGUUAGUAUUAGUAAUUCUAUUACGACCACAACGACUACAAUUAAUACAUUGACAACCACAAACACUAAUGGUACUGCAACAGUAAUAAACACAUAA